AGCCACGCUAGAGAGGAAAUUCUGGUGGAAAAUUCACAUAAAUUGCAUAUUAUUAAGCCCGAAAGUUGAAAAAGGAGUUCACGCCGAGCAGGGGACUUUUUUCGCGGAGCACCCCGGAUAGAACCGAAGAAAUUUUCGACAUGGCCGAGGACUUUGAUGUGGAGGCGAUGCUCGAGGCGCCGUAUCAGAAAAACAAUGUCAGUGCGGGCAGCGGUGGACGUGGUGGACGCAGGCGCAGCGGCAGCAGUCCCGGCGGCGGAGGCCACGACGACGACUUCGGCGAGAACGGUCCUCGGAACGGCAGCGGCGGUGGAAGUACACACAAAAAGCAGAGCAAGCGGUCACGGAGUAGAAGCGGCUCACGAGAUGGCAAAUCCCGCCGAGAUCGCGGCAGUGAGCGCAGCAGUCAAAGGGACAAGGAUAAGGAGCGCGAACGACACCGCGAUGGAGGAGGUGACCGAGAUCGACACCGCAGAGAAGGCGGUGAUCGGGAUCGCGAGCGGGACCGUGAUCGCGACCAGAGACGUCGCAGUCGAUCGCGGGAUGAGCGUGGUGGCGGCGGAGGAGGCGAUGAUCGUCGCAUACGCCAUGGCGAUCGUGACAGGGAGCGACGCUCGCGGGAUCGACGUGGAGGCAGCAAAUCCCUGCACCAGCAGGAUCGGUCCCGGGAUAAACGUCGACGCAGUCGGUCGCGCGAUCAGCAGCGCAAGCGGCUGAGUCCGAUCCGUGAACGCAAGCGAAGUCAUUCUCGUUCAAAGGAUAGAAAUAGCCGUCGUCGAGGAACCCACUCGCCUCGUCGCCGCUCUCCAGCGAACGGUGGUGGCGACCGAACCCCGCCCACCGAGCUGAGUCCCGAGGAGCGUGACGCCCGUACCGUUUUCUGCAUCCAGCUGUCGCAACGAGUGCGCGCCCGUGACCUGGAGGAGUUCUUCUCCAGCGUAGGCAAGGUGCGCGACGUGCGGCUAAUCACGUGCAACAAGACAAAGCGCUUCAAGGGCAUCGCUUAUAUUGAGUUUGAAGAUCCGGAGUCGGUGGCUUUGGCUCUCGGUCUCUCCGGCCAGCGGCUGCUUGGGGUGCCCAUUAUGGUGCAGCACACGCAGGCCGAGAAGAAUCGCCUACAGAAUGCGGCGCCCGCAUUCCAGCCGAAGAGUCACACAGGUCCCAUGCGCCUCUACGUGGGAUCGCUGCACUUCAACAUUACCGAGGACAUGCUGAGGGGCAUAUUCGAGCCGUUUGGCAAGAUCGAUGCCAUUCAAUUGAUCAUGGACACGGAGACAGGUCGAUCUAAGGGAUACGGUUUUAUUACGUACCACAAUGCUGAUGAUGCCAAAAAGGCUUUGGAGCAACUGAACGGCUUCGAGCUGGCCGGCCGCCUCAUGAAGGUGGGCAAUGUGACCGAGCGUCUGGACAUGAACACCACCUCGCUGGACACGGACGAGAUGGAUCGCACGGGCAUCGAUCUGGGCGCCACGGGCCGCCUGCAGCUGAUGUUCAAGCUGGCGGAGGGAGCUGGAUUGGCGGUGCCCCAGGCGGCGGCCAAUGCGCUGCUGGCCACAGCUCCUCAACCGGCGCCGGUGCAGCAACAGGAGGCUGCCCCGUCGAUAGCCACGCAGUGCUUCAUACUCUCCAAUAUGUUCGAUCCGCGCACGGAGACGAAUCCCACCUGGGACGUGGAGAUCCGCGAUGAUGUGCUCGAGGAGUGCGCCAAGCACGGCGGUGUGCUGCACAUCCACGUGGACACCGCCUCGCCCACGGGCACCGUCUAUGUGAAGUGCCCGGGCACCACGACUGCUGUGCUGGCGGUGAACGCGCUGCACGGACGCUGGUUUGCCGGACGAGUGAUCACGGCGGCCUAUGUGCCCGUGAUCAACUACCACUCCAUGUUUCCGGACUCCAUCAACGCCGUCGAUCUGGUGGCGAUCACGCGCAAGAACACCGACGAUUGAGAGGAAG
Molecule: messenger RNA, 1953 nt
Organism: Drosophila takahashii
Lineage: Eukaryota; Metazoa; Arthropoda; Insecta; Diptera; Drosophilidae
Gene: Caper
Product: RNA-binding protein 39-like protein Caper
Biological process (GO): mRNA processing
Cellular component (GO): nucleus
Molecular function (GO): RNA binding; U1 snRNP binding
Source: RefSeq, a predicted model, not a curated record